AUGUCAGUAUUUUUGCUUAUACAAGAAGCGUUAGCAGGAGUAAAAAAACCACUCCCUCCUGAGUCAGUCAUCAUGGCUCCCGGACCUGAUCUAGCCAGUGCUACGAUCAGUCCCUUGGCCACUUCCACUGUGCUUCAGCCACCAAUAUCAGCUGCUCAGCCUCUUUCGAAACCUAUGCCUCUGUCUACCUCAGCCACAUUCGGUGGCGUGACAUCUACACUCGCGACCUCAGAGCAACCAAUCACGACGACAGAUAAACUACAGCCCUUACCGAUUAUGACAACAACUCCACCAACUAUUCAUGUGACUCCUACUCCGCCUGUUGAACGCCCGCCCCGUGUCAUAUCCAAGGGUGCUGAGAGGUUAGCAGUUCACGUCGACAGGAUGCUCUCGGAUAUGGACGUCCUUAUUGACCAGUUGACGCGCGAAAAGUCAGGACUCUUAAAGGAGAUUGAGGUGAGAUAA
This is a messenger RNA of Protopolystoma xenopodis, 465 nucleotides long. Lineage: Eukaryota; Metazoa; Platyhelminthes; Monogenea; Polystomatidea; Polystomatidae. The record is from the annotation of a GenBank genome assembly.